UGUCACAUUGUUUUGAUUCCCCCUCGAACAUGUGUUGACGUGAAGCUCGAUCGUUGUCGUCUUAGUGUAGACGGUAUUUUAAUCUCUACCAUGCAUUUAAGCCAUGAACUAGAGGUCUUCCCGGACCACAGUGUGACCCAGCUGCUCUUUCAGGAUGUGAAGAAUGCCACAGAACUGAGACAGAGCGCGAUGGAGGGCAAAGUUCACGCUGCCUUAAUCAACCCAACGAUGCUGGUCAAUCCUUUCCAGGUGUUAGUGGCAGCCAACAAAGCUGUUCACUCACAGAGAGCUGGGAAAAUGAAAACAAGAAGUUUAUACUCAGAAAUUAUAUUCAACUUAUCACCGACUAAUAAUAUCUCAGAGGCUUUUAAAAGGUUUGGGAUCUCUGACGACAGUGAGUCAGUCAUGGUGGUCCUGGUCCACAGCAAAGAUGAGACCCAGCCUCUGUCAGACAUCAUGUCCAGGGUAAAAGGGCGGCAGGUUCCAGUGGAAGAUGUUUCCUCUCUGUCCAACCACGACAAAAUCCAGAAGCUGUAUAAAGUCACCCCCCAGGAGGAGAAGACUGGGACUCUGCUGGAUGCCGUUGUGUGCAGGAUGGCCACCAAGGAUGUCAUGUAGCUUCAGUAGAAGGACCAGAAGAGCUCUUAAAUACUUUUUUAUUUGAACAUUUUCAGUUUUCCAGCACAUUCUGAGUUACAAAACUGCAGAAAUGAAAAGACAUGGUCAGACUUAUGGCACCACUGUUCAUGUUCACUGCUGACAAACAAAGUUUGAAUUGAAGCUUCUCUUUUGCAUACGUGUGUAGUUUUCUGGUAUUAAAAGGAGAUGGGGAUGCACGACUUUC
Cheilinus undulatus (humphead wrasse) is the source of this 844-nucleotide messenger RNA. RefSeq names its product Tp53rk binding protein (gene tprkb). Gene Ontology annotation, cellular component: cytosol; nucleus; EKC/KEOPS complex. The record is from RefSeq and is a predicted model, not a curated record. The coding region runs from base 91 to 618 and encodes 175 amino acids. The transcript has 4 exons. NCBI's taxonomy places the organism in Eukaryota, Metazoa, Chordata, Actinopteri, Labriformes, Labridae. Gene Ontology annotation, biological process: telomere maintenance via recombination; tRNA threonylcarbamoyladenosine modification.